GUAUUCUCAUAUUAAUUUGUGGCCCAUCCUUUGUCUCCUUCAUCAGGUUAAAGCUUCUCAUCCACUUGAUUCUUGUUCUUCUUCACCACGAUUCUUCUCCACUUAUUAUUCUCCUCCCACUGCAUCUUUUAUGUUCCUGUUAACCAUCUCUUCACAACCAUAUGCAUAAUUCAACAUUUCAUUUCAUGUCUCUUUAAUAAGAUAAUUCAUCUGCACACUUUGACAGAGGGAGACAUGUUUAUGGAUUUGCAUACUGAUGAUGAGACUAAUAUGGUCAUGAGUUUUUAAUUUGUAGUGCUAAUUGCACCAAAAUACAUAUAUUGAAGUAUUAACUAAUGGCCGGAAUAUUACCGGGGGUUGAAUGUGCUCGAAGAAGACGAUUUCAUCAAACUGAUUCUUAUAGUUCAGUAAUAGGUACAAAUAGUAGUAACUGUCGAACAAGACGCUACUCGUUUUGUCUUUAUACAAGCAGCAGCAAUGAUACUCAUCCCAAUUCUUCUUCUUCAACCUCAUCUUCCCUGAAAAGAAGUAUAUCAAAUCAUCAAAAGACCUUGGAGCAAGAUGAGAAACUUGAAGGUGGUGUUAGAGAAGCAAAAGAACGAUUGCAUGAAAAACUUCGAAGCCGAAGUUAUUCAUCAUCGUCAUCAUCAUCAAAUUCAAUACCAAAUAAGAGGUCCAGUAUUGAUAAAGAUGAGGAUUUAAGGUUAGUAAUUGAAGGUCAUUUAGAGAAAAAGGCGAAGAAGAAAACUUGCCGUAGUACUACUAAAUAUUCAUAUCUGUCAAAGAGGACAUUCAUGAGUUGGGCAAAGUUUGGAUGGAAAUCAUCCCACCAAGAAGUAUGUGCAGUUUGUAAUUUUUAGUCAGAACUUGAUGAACCUUAAUUCCUAGUACUGUGCACAUGCUAGCUGCUUGGCACUAUGGCUUGAGACACAUGCUCAUUGCCCUUGUUGUAAACUUGGAAUAUUAGUAUAAUGGUAAUCUUGAUUAGAUCGUAAUUCAAAUGACAUAAAAAUUCCAGUAUCUUA
Papaver somniferum (opium poppy) is the source of this 1025-nucleotide messenger RNA. RefSeq lists its product as uncharacterized. The transcript is spliced from 3 exons. The record is from RefSeq and is a predicted model, not a curated record. NCBI's taxonomy places the organism in Eukaryota, Viridiplantae, Streptophyta, Magnoliopsida, Ranunculales, Papaveraceae. The coding region runs from base 336 to 860 and encodes 174 amino acids.